AUGAGUAAUACACGGAUGAUCAAUCACAUCAAAAAUUUUCUUUAUUAAAAUAAACCAUAUUAUAGUACUGAUAAAACAGAAGAUUCCUUUAACACUAAUCCUGAUUCUAAAGAAAAGACCUUUUUGCAUGAAUUUAAGAUUCAACAAACUACCAUGUAGACUGGAUAGAGAGUAGAGAUUUAAUAAUGA
Paramecium tetraurelia is the source of this 189-nucleotide messenger RNA. RefSeq lists its product as uncharacterized. The transcript has a single exon. The record is from RefSeq and is a predicted model, not a curated record. NCBI's taxonomy places the organism in Eukaryota, Ciliophora, Oligohymenophorea, Peniculida, Parameciidae.